AAGACAAAAAUCUUUGGACAAAAAGGACUGAAUGGCUUGCUGUGAUCAGUCCUUCGGUAACAGAAAUGAUCCUAUGAAUGAAAAGGCAUUUGGACAUCCACAAGAUUGCUUGGACCCGUUUGGAGUUGCCAUACGGGAUCGGGAGAGAAUGGAGACACAACUUUCAGCAAGUGAGGGAACUGGAAAAGGCCCUCCUGCUAUUCAGUCUGGGAACUGUGGGGAAAACUGGGAAACCACUGGGCAGGAGAUCCUGGAGGAGGAAACCAUCAUCCAUUCAGAAGUUCAGCCCUGGAACUUCAGGAGCGUCCAGGAGGCUGUGGGUCCCGGAGGACUUUGCAGUCAACUCCAUGACUUUUCUAGGCAAUGGCUGAAAAGGGAAAAUCACACCAAAGCGCAGAUGCUGGACUUGGUUGUUUUGGAGCAGUUCUUAGCCCUUCUGCCCCCAGAAAUGGAGAGCUGGGUGCGGGAGUGUGGAGCAGAGACCUGCUCCCAGGCAGUGGCCCUGGUGGAAGGCCUCCUGAGCCAGGUGGAGGAGCAGAAGGAGCAGGUCGAGUUGCAGGUCUUGUCGGAGUCGGCGGAGUUCUAAGUUUUCUAAUCCCAGGAUUUUAAGUCUGGUGGAAU
This is a messenger RNA of Ahaetulla prasina, 621 nucleotides long. RefSeq names its product zinc finger and SCAN domain-containing protein 16-like. NCBI's taxonomy places the organism in Eukaryota, Metazoa, Chordata, Lepidosauria, Squamata, Colubridae. The record is from RefSeq and is a predicted model, not a curated record. The coding region runs from base 32 to 586 and encodes 184 amino acids. The transcript has 2 exons.